GCGGAGCGGCCCGGCGGGGGUGGGCUGGGCCGGGCUGCCCGGGGUUGUUUAUCUGGAGUACGGAGGGGCGCGGGGAGCCUGGAAACCGCCCCGUGUCCCAUUUCCUCCUCUUGUUUUCGCUCCGGAUUCUCCAUGUUGGACCCAAAGUGAGGAGCCCCAGAGCCGCCUCCGGGGGGGAUCGGGGCCCGGGAGGGGGACCCCGGUGGGCUGAGCCGCUGCCCCAGCAGGCCCGUCCUCCGACCCCUCCUUGCAGCGGCCCGGCUCGUCUCCCUUCGCCUGCCCCGGUGCCGGGAUGUGAGCGAGCAGCCGCGGGAUCGGGAGUGCGCGAUCGGAUCCCCCCCAAAUCGGACCCGAUCGGGGCCCCCCCAGUCCUGCCCGGUCCUCCAGCCAGCCAGCCAGCCAGCCAGCCCGGGCCCGCGGGAUUGUUAGAUGGAACACGGCUCCAUCAUCACCCAGGCGCGGAGGGAAGACGCCCUGGUGCUCACCAAGCAAGGCCUGGUCUCCAAGUCCUCUCCUAAGAAACCUCGUGGACGUAACAUCUUCAAGGCCCUUUUCUGCUGUUUCCGUGCCCAGCAUGUUGGCCAGUCAAGCUCCUCCACUGAGCUCUCUGCAUAUAAGGAGGAAGCCAACACCAUUGCUAAGUCGGAUCUGCUCCAGUGUCUCCAGUACCAGUUUUACCAGAUCCCAGGGACCUGCCUGCUCCCAGAGGUGACAGAGGAAGAUCAAGGAAGGAUUUGUGUAGUUAUUGACCUGGAUGAAACCCUUGUGCAUAGCUCCUUUAAGCCUAUCAACAAUGCUGACUUCAUAGUGCCUGUAGAGAUUGAGGGAACCACUCACCAGGUUUAUGUGCUCAAGAGGCCUUAUGUGGACGAGUUCCUGAGACGAAUGGGGGAACUCUUUGAAUGUGUUCUCUUCACUGCCAGCCUGGCUAAGUAUGCUGACCCUGUGACAGAUCUGCUGGACAGGUGUGGGGUGUUCCGGGCCCGCCUUUUCCGGGAGUCCUGCGUGUUCCACCAGGGCUGCUAUGUUAAGGACCUCAGCCGCCUGGGAAGGGACCUGAGGAAAACACUCAUCCUGGACAACUCCCCUGCUUCGUACAUCUUCCACCCUGAGAAUGCAGUACCUGUGCAGUCUUGGUUUGAUGACAUGGCAGACACUGAGCUGCUGAACCUGAUUCCGAUCUUUGAGGAGUUGAGUGGAGCAGAGGAUGUCUAUACCAGCCUUGGGCAGCUGCGGGCCCCUUAGCCUUCAUUGCUUCUGAGCAAUGGCAUUCCCAGUAGGGGACUUUCUACACUGUGCCUUCAUGAUCAGCCUGACAGACAAGCCGGAAGUUGGAGCACCUCACCAAAUCAGGCCUGGAAACAGAAGUUACUGCAAAGCUUUAGGACAGGUUAAGGGCAGAAUGGGCAGAUGUCAAACCAAGAAUACCCAGAGAGAGCCACCUGUUCCCUGAGUUGGGUUCCCAAGCUGUAUGUAUGUGUGGAUGCAGAUGUGGGUGUUGUGUGUGUGACCUUGAACCAUAACCUCGGAUGUGUGUCUUGCCACUUGGGAGGAAAGAUCAACACUCGCCCCAUGUUAGUCUGUCUCCUAUCCAGUUAUCCUAAGAGCCACCUGCGUGCUCUAGGGAUGAAGACUAUUGAAGGCCUGUUGCCAUACCCAUGAUUCCUCAGUGUUGUAAGGCUUCUGCCAAGAUGAAAGAGAAGGAUCAGAGGCUGCCUUCUGGUCAGAGGUACCUAUCCAGGCACACACUUGACUGAAACCUUUCUCCAGCCAGUUGCUGCAGUCAGAAAGAUAAUGCUUCUAGGAAGAAGACUUGUUUCCACAGCUGGCUGCCCCAGUGUUCACCAAGCCCUUUGGCCCAAGCGCUGUGCCUGCCUCCAGUCUGGGUACCGAGCUUUUCCCCUGUCUCCCUAAGACUUGGGUACCAGGCCUGCCUUCCUCAUCACCUAGCCAUAGUCAUCACCACAUGAGGAAGGAGGUCAUUUCCCUGACCCGGAAGAGGACAGAUCACUGAUUUCCGUUCUUUUGACUCUUAAAAUUCUCUUUCUAAACAUGGAGUGUUGAACCUGUUCUGUUUAUGACAAAGCUGCCAUCC
This is a messenger RNA of Suncus etruscus (white-toothed pygmy shrew), 2095 nucleotides long. RefSeq names its product CTD small phosphatase 2 (gene CTDSP2). Bases 430 to 1245 code for a protein of 271 amino acids. The record is from RefSeq and is a predicted model, not a curated record. Gene Ontology annotation, molecular function: RNA polymerase II CTD heptapeptide repeat phosphatase activity. The transcript is spliced from 8 exons. NCBI's taxonomy places the organism in Eukaryota, Metazoa, Chordata, Mammalia, Eulipotyphla, Soricidae.